UUCAUAUCUGACGUGUAGGAUUGCCCUCGUUUUAGGGUUUCGCUUAUAAGAAAGACAAGGCCGUCGAAAGUAGAUGCCUCGUUUCUCAUCUCAAAUAACUUUGUAUCUGUAAUCUUUUGAGUUUCCAGACCUAAUCUCAGUUUCCAAUUGAAUCAUGAGUUUGACGUUUGAAGAGGAGAUGAAGCUGUCUCCAAUAAAAAGUCCCAAACUGAUGGUAGAAGAUACGGAAAAGACGGUGGUGUUAGAAGGUUUGGAGAAGACGAUUCAAGGGAGGGAGCAGACCUUUGUUUUGUGCUUUCCUAGCGCCGUGGUUUAUAAAGAUGUUGGCGAAAUCUUGAUGGAAUUUGAGAAGAUCAGUUUGAAAUUAAUAAGGAUCAGAUUAGUAUGCGCCACAGAAAAGUUUUUUAUUCAAUUCUUCGCCAUGGAAGGUAGAAACAUUUUGCCCAAUGUUACUCCAGCAAAGUUUUGUCCCUAUCCUUUUGUAGCUAUGGUAGUGGAAGGUGAAGAUGCUAUUAGUAAAGUUCAUCAGCUAACAUCAACGGCUGAGAGAUAUCCCUUUCUGAUACCUGCUGUGCGUGCUUAUAGCAGUGUCACACCUGAUAGUGUGGAAGAAGAUUGUAGAUUGUGGUUUGGUAUUGACUCUGCAAACUGGAUAGAAGAAGCAAAAGAAAGUAAUCUUCUGGCAGUCGCACUCCCAGGUGGCCAAACAUUUGGCCCUGUUGAAACAGUGUUGGAGAAGUUAGCUGAACAGUGUCACCUGAAGUACGAGUACUUCAAGGAACAGAAUUUAGCCAGCAGUUCCGAUCUCUACAGCAGUUUCUACAGCAAUUUCUACAAUGAAGAUCUGACAUUCGUCUUAAUCAGGCCUAUGGCUUUUGAAAAGGGAUGUGUGGGUCAUCUGCUAUCCAUUAUUGAGAACACGUGUUUGUGCUUCAGAGGUAUGGAUUUGGUAAAGAAACCUGAAAAUCCUAUUGGCGAUGCAUGGCCUGCUGAUUCUUGUUCCUCACAUGAAAAGGAUGAAUAUGGCAUUGCCUUGCUUAUUGAAAAUUUUUACUAUAAUGAUGUACAAUUAAACACGAGUUGCAGCGAUGCUGGUAUGCUGAUUGACACAAGCAAAGAGAAGGUUGGAAUUUUCAGCGACCUAAUUUACGUAGGCAAGCCUGGUAUGAUUGGUGAUUAUUUCAAAUGCGGUACUGUUUCCUGGGUGGAUUCCAGCACUGGUGCUGUCUGUGGUGGUUAUUUUUUGACAACCUUGUCGAGCCUCCAAUUUUAAGAUGACUAAGCAUGAUGUGUUCUUAUCGGGUAUAUCUAUUGUCUCUGAAUUGGGAAAUGCCGUGUAUUACUCAUUUUCUCUAUGUUUGGAACGAACUUAAUCAUUUUCUCCAUGUUUGGAACGAACACAAAUUCCGAGCACGAUUAAAUAAAUAAAUAGACUUUUCCCUUUUUUUGGUCUGUAAA
Molecule: messenger RNA, 1458 nt
Organism: Papaver somniferum (opium poppy)
Lineage: Eukaryota; Viridiplantae; Streptophyta; Magnoliopsida; Ranunculales; Papaveraceae
Exons: 7
Coding region: 155-1273 (372 amino acids)
Biological process (GO): UTP biosynthetic process; GTP biosynthetic process; CTP biosynthetic process
Molecular function (GO): nucleoside diphosphate kinase activity
Source: RefSeq, a predicted model, not a curated record